AUGGUGUUUUGGGAUUUAAAUGAUAGUCAGCGUAUGGGUGCUGGAUUAAUCGGUUUUGCCUUUUUUUUUAUUCUACUUGGAUUUGCUCUAUUCUUCGAUAGAGCCCUAUUAGCCCUUGGUAAUAUAUUUCUAAUUGUUGGUGUUAUACUUCUUUUGGGACUUAGUCGAGCACGAACAUUUUUCGUGCAACCAGAUCGUUUAACUGGCUCAGCUUGUUUUUUUGCUGGUAUUGGUUUAUUACUUCUUCGUUGGCCUAUUGUUGGUGUUAUACUUGAAAUAAUUGGAUUUUACAAAUUAUUUGGUGGAUUUAUACCUGCUAUUAUAUCGGUGAUUCGAUCUAUUCCUGGUUUUGGUUUUGUACUUUCUUUGCCAUAUAUUUCGGCAUUGAUUAAAAAAUUAGAAGGUAUCGAUGAUAGAAAAUCAACGAUAAAAAAACCUGUUGUAACAACAAAUUCAGUUAAAAUUGUUAAUAUUGGCCAAGAAAUUAGUCAGAGAAACAUUAAAUAG
Messenger RNA from Rotaria socialis, 507 nucleotides. NCBI's taxonomy places the organism in Eukaryota, Metazoa, Rotifera, Eurotatoria, Philodinida, Philodinidae. The record is from the annotation of a GenBank genome assembly.